AUGAAGCCCUGGCUUCUUACGCUUCUAAUAUUUUGCGUGGUGCGGUACGCGGAAUGCGAAGAUAGCAGCGCUAAAGCCGAACUCGACGAACUUAUCGAGUCGCUCGAACAGGAGCGCGCACAGCCCAAGGCUGAACCGGCUGAUCUCGAGGAUAUGGGAGAGUUUGCCGAUCUAGAAAAAGCCCUGGAAGGUGAGGCCGGCGCUGGGGACCAGGAAUACGCCAAGGAACUAUUGACGGCCAUCAAAUCGGUGAGGCAACGCUACGAUGAACUGAAAGAAAAAUGGGACAGUGCUGUGGAGGGAAAAGUGGCGGAAGCAGGCCAAGAUGGCCCUAAACUUGAGGGGCUUGAAGCCAUGGCCAAGCUCGAAGCUACUACGGGAACACCGCCUAAAAACGAGCCCAAACCCGUGCAGCUGCCAUUGAGCCGAGCAAAAGCAUUGGGCGCCCAGACGGUCUACCAAAAUCCAAUCGCUCCCCCGAGCGGAUGGGCCGAUUUCGAGAACGAUGCGGCCUUUGAGGAGAUCUCUGCCCCGGAUUCGAUGGUGCCGGAAACGACGCCGCCAACGACGACGACGCCUGUCACGAUUGCCUGGAAGCCCAAGACCCAACCACUCCCCCCUCGCGCUCCGGUCACCCUCAGCCCCUCAGGACCCACGCCACCCGCACCAAUUGACCCGAUCCAGGCCCAACAUCUGAACAGCCCGGCAGCGAUUGACGCCGAGAUCACGGCGCUGAUGGACCUGUGGGAACGGGGGCCGAUGAGUGAGCGAUUGCGCGCCGCGGAUGAUCAGAGGAUUGAGAAGCUACUCGGCCGAAAAGACCUGGAUCAACACGCCAAGCACAUCCUCUUUGGAAAACGCCGUCUUCGAAGACUUCUAAUCCUGUCCCGCCUCUUCGAGGAUCGAUCCCGAAUUCUGGUGCUCGUAGAAGCACAGCGGAAGAAGCUGCAGCAGACGCUGAAAGCUGCUCAGAAUCGCGUGCCGAAGAAUGCUGAUCCGCAUGGCCUGCAAGCCCGCCAAGUGUCCCGCUCCCGGGUCCAAACCCCGCCCAACCAAGCCUUCGAGACCAAGUGGCCGGCGGUCAGGGAGACGUUUGUGCCUCCAACGUUUGACCCGGCCACCGAUACACUGGAUACGGCUGUUGAGCGUGGAUUUGUGGAAACCGACCCAGAAUUCGCGGGACGGCGUCCACGCAGAAAAUUCCCCCGUAGAGGUGGAGAUUCGGUGUCGCCGCUGCUCGCCCGACUUCUGCCUGUGCACAACCGGAGGAAUAUUGAUGAGGGCCAAGCCAAAAUCAUCAACCUAAACUGGGACGAGCCGCUGAAAAAGCCGAUCGCCCCGCCUCGUAUGGGCCACCCGACCCCACAAGUGCAGCGGACGAAGAAGCCGGCCACUAUCACCACAACGACGGCAAAGCCAUGGCGCGGCGAGUCAAGGGAGAAGUAUUCGACUAGUGAGAGUGGAUCCAGUGAGGUUCACCUCAGCGCCAGCCGUGAGCUCGACACAAGGAGUGCCAAGCCCGACCGUGCCGAGACGCUGGAAAUGUGCACGCAGAUCGAGUGCGAUUUUGAGAAAGGAGAUCUCUGCAAAUGGGAGUCAUCCUCUGAUGAGGUCGAAGGAUUUUUGAGACGUCACAAGCGCUCUGGUGACUUUUCGGUCCGUGCCUGGAGUAAUGUGGCCGGAAGGCCGGAUCGAGCGAAGGCGAUGGAGAGGAAUGCCGUCUUCACGUCGGUGAACACACAUUUCGCGGCGGCGUAUGUUAACGGAAGUGAGGUGGCCACGCUGACGACACAGCUAUCGCAUCGGAUGCCGGUGGUGGUUAGGUUUACGGCAUGGGAGGCUACUCGAGAGGUUCGACUCCGCAUGUGCUGCGACGACUUCUGCCCGUUCUCCACCGAGGAGGGCGUGAAACGUGGCCACCGUAAGUGGCUGGCCCACACCGUCAAAUGCCCCGCAGGCACAAAACAGAUCACAUUCGAGUGCGUGAACACGGGCGAGUGGUCGGGCAAGUGCGGGCUCGACUCGAUCUAUUUUUCAAACCCGGUGUGCCCGGAUUUGUUGCCGUACACCGAGGAUGAGGAA
This is a messenger RNA of Mesorhabditis spiculigera, 2082 nucleotides long. The record is from the annotation of a GenBank genome assembly. Lineage: Eukaryota; Metazoa; Nematoda; Chromadorea; Rhabditida; Rhabditidae.